CAUCGCUGCAAACAGAGCGCAAGGCUGUCGUCAGCUCUGGCAUCAAGUGAGCAAGACACGUAAUAGCAGCGGAGGUCCAUGCCAAGAACGGCCCCCUUUCGAGCCUAGCCGCACAGCCGGAUCUCGCGGGCGGACGAAACUGUUUCUCGAAGCCAAUUUCAAGGCCACUUCUCUACGUGUAUUUCACUCCUGCCUCGCACGCCACUCUCUCCCCCACUACCUGCACUCUUAUCAGCGCGUCCAGCCUUCGCACCGCGACCCCGCGAUCACCACCGAGGCCCCCUGUCAACAACCCUGGCGAGCUAGAGCUCCGUUAUCUUAUCAGCACUUUCUGCGCAGCGAAAGUGAGAUUGCCAGCACGCGGCACCACACCACAAUGGCCUCUUCACAGCAGCCCAUGAACAGCAACGGCGCCGCUGUGCGCACAGCCGGCGAGGAAGAAGAUGAGGAGAACAUUUUCUUGUUCGUCCCGAACUUGAUCGGCUACGCCCGCGUCUUUCUCGCCCUUACUUCUCUCUACUAUAUGCCCCUCCACCCGCGCACAUGUACAGCACUCUACAGUGUAUCAUGUCUCCUAGACGCGCUCGACGGCUACGCAGCCCGCUACUAUGAACAGAGCACCAAGUUCGGCGCUGUGCUGGACAUGGUCACCGAUCGUUGCACCACAUCCUGUUUGCUCGUGUUUCUUGCACAAGCCUUCCCUCGCUGGAGCAUCAUAUUCCAGGGCCUUAUCUCGCUCGAUCUGGCCAGCCACUACAUGCACAUGUACGCGACGCUGAGCAUGGGCGGAAGCUCGCAGAGCCACAAGGACGUGUCCGCAAGUCGGAGCUGGAUCUUGAGGCAGUACUACACCAACAAAUGGGUCCUCUUCACCUUCUGCGCUCUCAACGAGACCUUCUUCAUCGCGCUGUAUCUGCUGUCCUUCUCCUCGCCAUACCUGAGCCCCACGCUUUUCGCCGACUCCUCCAAUCCCUCUUCGCUCAACCCAGGAACACCCGCUGCGCCCAAGCCCAGCAUGUUCUUCGCGUCGCCAUUCUCUGCUGGCGCUAUGGAGGCGGCGCGUGCGAACAAGAUGGACUCGACUGUGCCGUGGAUCUGCAUGAUCAUCAGCGCGCCCAUCAUGCUGGCAAAGCAGAUCAUCAACGUGGUGCAGAUGAAGAAGGCGGCUUCGUGGCUUGCUGAGGGCGACAGGGCGGCGAGGCGAGCCCAGGGGCUGCCCAGGAAGCUGUCGAAGAAGACUCAGUAGAUGAGUCGCAACACCAGGCAAUGUGUGCAAAUGCACGCAAAACGUGGCUACUUUCUCUGCGACCGAGGUACUCCAUCACGCUCGAAUACAGCCAGCAGUGCAGCUCCACUCUCGCCGACAUUCGCUCUCUGUCAUUUUUCAGCAGCCAACUCUUCCAGACUCAGUCGACCUAUGCCAUCGAGUUUUGGUUCCAUAUUUCGAUUCUGCGCUUUCUCGUAAUUACUUUCAUCACUCUCGCCAUUUGCGAUUCAUCAUGUGGGGAUCCCGCCAGUUACUUCUUUCGUUAUUCAAGACUAGGGACGGCAAAUAGCCAUGAGGACGAGUGAGGCGACAUCGCUUCAGACAUAGUAAUACAAACAUUCAAAACAUAGAUUGAUUGUCUCCAUUGCCAACAACGCUGUUCAA
This is a messenger RNA of Boeremia exigua, 1651 nucleotides long. RefSeq names its product CDP-alcohol phosphatidyltransferase-domain-containing protein. The transcript is spliced from 3 exons. Gene Ontology annotation, cellular component: membrane; Golgi apparatus. Lineage: Eukaryota; Fungi; Ascomycota; Dothideomycetes; Pleosporales; Didymellaceae. Gene Ontology annotation, biological process: phosphatidylinositol biosynthetic process. Bases 377 to 1246 code for a protein of 289 amino acids. The record is from RefSeq and is a predicted model, not a curated record. Gene Ontology annotation, molecular function: CDP-diacylglycerol-inositol 3-phosphatidyltransferase activity.